UUCAAAAUUCGUUUUGAAGCCUCUUAGUUUCUUUUCUUUUCCUUCUUCUUCUUCUUCUUAACUUUAUGCCAUUUAAUUUGGUUACUAGAGCAACAUAUUAUAUGUACAAACCUUAUAAUAAGGUUAUUAUUCGAUUAAUUGUAACAUGGUUAUGGAUAAGCUAAGCCAAUAUGAACGUGUGUUCAACCACUUCGAUGAGAAUGGAGACGGCAAGAUAUCGGCAUCGGAGCUGAAGCAAUGCGUGGAGGCCGUGGGUGGGGAGUUGUCGACCGAGGAGGCAGAGGUGGCCGUGACAUUACUGGAUUUGGACGGGGAUGGGCUUCUGGGACUCGAUGAUUUUGUGAGGUUUGUGGAAGGAGGAGAAGAGGAAGAGAAAGUGAAUGAUUUAAGAGAGGCUUUUAAGAUGUAUGAGAUGGAUGGGAGUGGUUGCAUCACACCAAAGAGCCUUAAGAGGAUGCUUAGCAGGUUAGGUGAGUCUAGGUCUAUAGAUGAUUGUAAAUUUAUGAUAUCUAGAUUCGAUCUCAAUGGAGAUGGAGUUCUUAAUUUUGAUGAAUUCAGGGUCAUGAUGUUGUAAUAUUAAUUAACGGUAGUAAAAUAGGCUAAAUCUGUUGGGUCAAACCGGCGUCAAAAAAUUAAAGACGGAUUGAGAAGAAAUUUUAAAUUUGUCCAACACUAAAAACUCGCCAAAACUGCACCGUCAUUACCGUGGGUCAAGGCGGAGCGGGACGGAUUGUCCUCUUUUGUUUUAAGGUUAUGUUAGUGAUUUUAUACAUGAUAUAAAUAGUAAAUACAAAUUAAAAUUAGGGUACAAACAUUGAUUCACUGAACGCGGCCUCCUCCGACCCUGAGCUCCCUCCUCAAUGACCGGACCUUGAGCUCCUUGCCUACCUCUUCACUCUCAUCUCUCAAGCUCUCACGCAUUUUCAGAGCACCAACGGCGGCAGCAGCGAUUCCCUCACACGUUCGCACCGACGCGCUCGUCUCUCCUCUCUCAUAUCUCCCUCACUUUUGUGAUGGCGCGCUCGUUUCUCCUCUCUGACAACUCUGUCUCUCGGCAGUGGUAAGUCUUCCUCACAUUUGCGGCAGCGCACUCGUCUCUCCUCUUUCACAGCUCGUCUUUGGCUUUCUUGGCAACGGCGGCAAGCUCCCCAUCUGGCGAAAGUGAAGAUGUGAUUUCUCAAGGUGUUAGAUAAGGCGGUGUUUUAAUUUUUGGAACAGAUUUAAAUUUUAUUAAUUUAGAAGUUGACAAUUGAUUUAUGUAUUGAUUUGUAGAUUAUGUUGUGUGUUUUGUUUUAAGUGUAAUUUGAUUAUUUGAUAUGAAUUUAUGUAUAAAUUAUGUGU
Messenger RNA from Arachis ipaensis, 1341 nucleotides. RefSeq lists its product as uncharacterized. The record is from RefSeq and is a predicted model, not a curated record. Lineage: Eukaryota; Viridiplantae; Streptophyta; Magnoliopsida; Fabales; Fabaceae. Gene Ontology annotation, molecular function: calcium ion binding.